Messenger RNA from Myripristis murdjan (pinecone soldierfish), 2714 nucleotides. RefSeq lists its product as uncharacterized. NCBI's taxonomy places the organism in Eukaryota, Metazoa, Chordata, Actinopteri, Holocentriformes, Holocentridae. The transcript is spliced from 5 exons. Bases 502 to 1554 code for a protein of 350 amino acids. The record is from RefSeq and is a predicted model, not a curated record.
ACGAAGAAGGAGGGGACAUUACACCAACAGGCUUCAAUUGCACCGGUGCCAUUAAGUCCCACUGUAAACUUUAUGCCUACUGCUGGAGGUCUGACAGGACAGAUUCAGCUGUAAAACAAAACGCAGAUUACAUAACGCAGACUGCUGUUUGCGCGGUAGUCCUCGUUACGCGCCUCAAAACAUCAGGAGUCUGCUUUGCAACGCUGUUAGCCGCACGCUAGUUUAAAAUGGACAAUAUGAGCUAGUAAACAAAAUGACAAAUGACUCAUAAGUCCGACACUAGUCCCGUUUAAUAAGAUACAAAGGGAGGAGUGGCAGACUCGUCCAAAACAAUGACAGCUGCGCCAACUUGGUGUCGUUCCUUGUUGACACGACUGCUGCGGAAUCGAAAGUCCACAUAGCUUCACACGAGUAGUGCACAUCAGAAACUACACUGCACUGUAAUUUUUAUUACUCGCCUCUGUGUGUGAUCCUGUUAUUAACCAUUUAGGCAGAGCGACGAUGGGAAACGCACAGAGCUGCUUUAUUGCAUCGCUCUCCGUAUGUUCCGCGUAUUUAGUUUAUACGCACAUCUACCGAUCCCACGUUCUGCUGCGAACAAAUGUGAUCGAUAGCGAGAGGCUUCCCAGCUUCGGGUAUCUCUUCUUCAGAUAUCUGAUCAGAGCUUUAGUUAGGAGACCAGGCCACUUGUACGCAAGGCAGACGGAGGAGUGUGAAGUUAGCUACACGGUCCGCAACUGCAGGCUGGACACGAGGCUGCUGAGGAGGUUCUGCAGUACUGCAGGUUAUGGCUGGGACUUUCCAGAUAGCGAGUACAGAGACAUCCCACUGUGCUUCCCAGAGCUUCUCUGUCACAGGCUGCUGCUCAUCGUCCUGUCUGCUGGCAGCUUCAGGUUGAGCCCAGCAGGUCUCGUUCGCUUGCAGCAGAGUGUGAGAAAACUGCAGCCGGUGGAUGAGCUGAGGAGGGGUGUGUUCACGCUGCAGGCCCGAGUGCUGCAGUACCGGCCGGUUGAUGCAGGGGUAGAGGUGGACAUCCAGCUCUCUGCCACCUCCUGCUCCAACUGCCUAGUGUGGGAGAGCGUCCUGACACUGCUGUCCAAGAACAGGUUCCACAAGGCAACCAGACCUGUGCCUGAGAAUGAAAAGGGCCAGCCGGCUCGGCCUGUUUCAGAGGAUGUGAAGACGGUAGAGAUCAGAGUUCCCUGGACCGCUGGCUUGCGGUGUGUGUGGUCCUUCUCUGACUACUCCCCACAUCGACUCCUGUCUCUGCCAGCCAGGCUCUUUGGCUGCAGAUCGCAGGGCUCUCUGAGUCUCUGGGCGCUGUCUGUCUGCCUGGCUGAGAUAGAAAAGCACAAAGGGGCUCAGGCUGUCCGGGCUCCCGUCAGUGUCACUGCCCACUUUAAGGAGCCUCUGUCAGUGCCAGGCAGGGAGAGGAUCACAUUUUGGGAGACCACAGAGGGAGAGGGCCCGUCUUCAGCCCAGGGCCUCAACUUCCACAUGGAGCAACACAGCACCAGAGCAGCUCACAUGGUGGGAGUCAUCUGCAGGGCUUGAAUAAUGCAUGAGUUUGCUCUUCAUAGUUCUGUGAGAGCGCAAUAAAAUGCUCAUAUUGUACAUUUUCUAUUGUGUUUCACUUUGAGAUUUUCUGUCACAGAAACAAGCUCACAUUAUAUAAUCAAAUGUGUCAAGCAAAGCACGCUCCCAUGCUUUUACAGGUUGAGGUAAAAAUACAUGAUCUUUUUUUUUUUUCUCAUAUUUGAGGUUUCCCCCAAGUCUUCAAAAGCUUUUUGGGAUUAUUUUAGCAGCAGGGUUUUGUGCUGUGGAUCCCAUAGAUCCAUAUGAGCACUUUGUCAGAUGCCACGUCGACCAGGUUCCUAAUGCAGACGCCGUCCCUACAGGGAACAGGGCCUUUUGAAUAUUUGAUCCCUCUGAUAUUCCUGUUCGCCGCUUUCAUGUAUGUGAAAUUCUGUCCUCGUGUAUUAUUUAUGGUAACACAUUUAGGGCAUGGCACUAAGAGAAGCAGUUGUUCAUGCUUCCCUGCGCCAGCACGACAUCUCAGAGAGGAAUCAGAGAGGUGGUUUCUAGCAUGUUCCCACAGGUAACGAGCAGAAGAGCAGGAAUCUCUGGUGAUCUCAGACACGUGGAGAGGAAACCACAGACAAGCCUCUGUCUUAUGGUUAAGAUUUACAGAAGAUGACUAAAGCUCAGAAGGAAUAAUGUCAUGAAUUAAAGAUAUAUCAUUUCUUAGAGCUACAUAAUUGUACAGCUUUUGCACCAGCUACAUUCAUAUGUUUAAAAUCUCUUUUGGCAUAUAAAGCAUUGAUUUUCACAGGUUUCCUUUCUUAUUAUUUUCUGAAGUCUGUCAUUCAGUAUGUUUAAAAUGAAGGAGAUCUAAUCUGUACAAGUGUUUUUUUUUUUUUGUUUUUGUUUUUUUUUGUCAACAAACAACUUGAGGUACCUUCUGCUGUCUUACAAUUCGCCGUUAAUCUUGUAAGUGCAGGUGUCACCUUUUUUUUUCAAAACACUUGACAUCUUAUUUUUGAGCGAACAAAUUGUUGCCGCUGCUGUGUAAUGAUGAUAAAGAAAAGAUCGAUAAAUGAUUGAGCUGCUACAGGAAUGAAUGUGUGUAAUUGUACAAACGUGACACGGGCUUGAACUGAAAAGGCAAAACCAAAAAUAAAAGUUGGAGAGAAAACAAAUCAGAAUUGGUGGUG